Molecule: messenger RNA, 442 nt
Organism: Effrenium voratum
Lineage: Eukaryota; Dinophyceae; Suessiales; Symbiodiniaceae
Source: the annotation of a GenBank genome assembly
CACACCCACACAGACACAUGCAGCUUCCGGCUUCCUGGGAACCGCGUGGCUUCCAACACGGCCCUGCAUCGCUGGUCCGGCCAACUUCCGUCAGUUCUGUGGUUGGGCGCUGGACGAGUUGGCCGCCAUCUGCCAGUUCAAGAGGUCAUGCUCAACUCCGGUGGUUGCCGUGUGCGGCCCUGGCUUGGCGUUGCCAGGCAGGUGCUCGGACCCGCGCGAGACCGCUCGUGGGGAAGACGGUCGAGAUCCCGGAGGUGGACGUGGAUUGGAAAAGGUUGGUGCUUGACCUCUGCAACGAGCUGAUGAGCUUCGUCCCGGUGUGUGGCCCGCUCUGGGACGCAGUGAAGGCCUCCCAGCGCCGCGACACCGUGGGCUACGUGCUGAACUUCUGCCUGGCGGUGCUGGACGUGGUGUCCCUGGGCAUCAGCGUGGAGGUCAAGGC